UUAUUAAAUUGGCUUCAAACGCCAACUUUCAACAGUUGUGAAGCUAACGCGUUCUGGUCAAGUCACCCUCACUAUCGAUACUAAAAGUGAAAUGUUGUUUAUAUUAUUACUGCUGGCAUUGCUGGCUACUGCCCAGGCGGAUACAUUGGUGCAGCUCCACGUCAAUCGUCCCUACAACGAUGUCAGCGAGAAGUUUGUCAGUUUCGCGGUCAAGCCCGAGGAUAUGUACGAUGCGCUGGAUGGCAAGAAUCGCAAGGCAGUGACCAGCAUGGCAGCUCUGCUCGGAGAUGCCUAUGUCAAGUUCACUGGCGAUUUCUAUUUUGCCACCAAUGCGCCAACGCGUUUGCGCAAUCCCACCAAGAUCAUCUGGAAGGGCUUCAAUCGUUGGACGCGCGCUGUCAACUGGACCAUGAUUAUUCCCGUGCCCUAUGCACCAGAUGAAUGGGAUUCCAUGCAUACGCUGAAGAUACUCAACACAUCUUAUAUGGUGGGUAUAACCGACUGCAUCUGGCAACUGGGCACUGACUUUGGCACAUCGAGAGCUAAGGAUUAUGUGCAGGAGCUGAGCACGCUGAAGCUGAUGACCGACACUUUCAGUCCCUAUGUGGAUAGCUGGCUGGUGAUGGGUGCAGAUAUCUCGGCUGGCAGCAGCGCAGAGGAGACGCGCAAAUAUGUUGACAUGUCCAAGGACUUGAAUGCCGCCUUUGGCUGGACGCAACCCGCCAACAUGCUGCCUGCCACCAGUUUUGGCAGCUACAUAUACGACAGCGAUCCGGCUUUGAAGACGCUGCAACAACAACGUGUGCCUUUGUGGCUGACGCUUCCCGAGGAACGUUCGUCUUCGCAGUCGAUUAGCAAGCGAUUGAUGGGUGAUGAGACCACGGAUGCGCUGCGCUGGGCACAGACGUUAGGCGACGCAGCGAGCAGCGGCUUCGAUGUAAUCUUCAAGCGCAUGUCACUGCAGGACUUUGAGCGUCCUAACUUUAGCUACUACGUGACGGCGCUCUUUAAGAAGGUUAUGGGUUCUAGAGUGUUUCCGGCGCGUCCGCUCAAUGUGUUUGCGCCUAGCAAUAAGUUGUAUACGCAUUGCGCGAAUGCUGUGUCUGGAGGAUUGGCAUUCAUGGUGGUCAACACUGAGGAACAGCCCACAACGAUUACGGUGCGCAGCUUAAGUCGUCUCUCCAGCAGCGAGAUCUGGGAGUAUGUGCUGACUGCCGACGAUGGUCGCGUACGUCUGAACAACCAGAAACUCUCACUUAAUCACACAAUGCUGCGUCCGCUGGUCAAGCCUAAAGAUGCGAGCAAGGCGUUGCAGCUGAUCACGCCCAGCAUGUCUGUUGGCUUCUGGGUACUGCCAAGCGUCAAUCUGGAACAUUGCCAGUUCACCGAAAUGGAGACGGAUGACCUUAAAGGGGAGAGCUCAGCGGAGAGUCGUCGUUCAAAUGGUUACAGCUCUGCUGAUCGGCUGCUGCAGCGUCUUAUUGAGGAGACGGCGGUGGCGCGAGGAUCGAUACAGAGUACCAUCAAUCGCCAGCGUCGCUUUGUGCUCGACAAUCAGGAGACGGCGGCGUCGACUAGCACGCUUCUCGGCAAGUUGCUGCAGCCGUUUAAUCGGCCGCAGGAGAAGACAACGCAGGUGGCGAAUGUAAAGCGACAAACAGCAACCAAGAGCAGCAGUAAAUCCAAAACCAGAUCGCAAUCGGUACGUCCAUUUGAGGCCAUGACCUGGUUGAGGCAAGUCACAGAACAGAGCAGAAACGUGGCGCAACGACAGCGACGCAGCCGACGUAGUCCGGGAGAUUAUAGUGGUCCCUACUUCUACAACAGGCAGGGCAAGAAGACGACGUUGACCAAAAAGAUAACCGAGAUACGCAAACCGGAGCGAAAGAUUAAACCGCUUUUUGAUCUGGCUGAGUUCGAUGAGGAGGAGUUCUUUAAGAAACUCGGCGAGCAACCGGAGCCGCCACCAUAUUCUCGGCUCCCCGAGGGCGAUGUGCAUCUCAAGCACAUUGAAACUCCCGAUGGCGAAGAGAGUGAGAUGCAACCGGAAGCAGAGCCAGUUACUUUUGUGAAGAAACGUCGACCCAUUGUCAGGAAACCACUGAAAAUUGUGCAACGUUCGCAGGAGGAAAGCGUGGAGGAUCUGCAGGAUGCGCCUAAGGAGCAGGAGCGCAGUAAGCUGCGUCUACUACCCACAGAGUUCUUCGAAGCUUUACCAGCACCCGUGCCUAAGCACACUAAACGUCUUAAUCUGGGCGCCACACUCAACUCGCUGUUAUUUCCCGAACCAUUCUCCACCAAGGGAUCCAUUAGUAAGAGCAAGAGCAAAUCGCAUGAAAAACUAGAGGCAGAUACCGAGGCCGAAGUGGAAUCAGAUGUGGAACCCGUCAAAGGCGAAGGCAACAAGAAGCGUUCAACCAAAGGAGCUCAUGCGGCAACAGACUUUCUGCAAGCGCAGCGCGAACUAGGCAAGCAUUUCCUCAGUCAUAUCAACGAACAUGAACAGGAGCUGCCGGUGCCAGAGGAACAUUCUCAGGAAGUACAUCUUAAGCCUCGUGUGUCUCCUAAACAACUGCAAAGAGAUGACCUCGAAGAAGAUUACUUUGGUGCCAAACGGCGGGCCCCGAUUCCGGCACCCAAGCGACUAUCUAAGCCAAUUCAGGACGACAGCAUCACUUCUUGGUGGGAUUUGCCAGCGCUGCGACGACGUCGUGAUCUGCCGUUUAACUAUGCUGACGAAGGACUGCGGUCCAAUGCCAUCGACAAGGAUGAUCAAAAAGAGUUUUUGCCCCUGGGUCGAUAUUCGUUCUACGAGUACAAAGUCGAUUUGCCAACAGUGAAACCCUCAACAAAACCCAUCGAUUCGGAUUCCGAAUCCGAGGUGAUGAAGAUCAGCAGCAAAAGAUCACCAACAACAUGUCGUAAGGUCUCACUGUCGGACAGCAUUGUGAAAACAGUGAAGACCAAGGUGUCUAAGUUCAUGAGCAUCAUCUCGAGACACGUCAACGAAUGGUACAACACUUUGACCAAACACUUGGAGACAGAUGCUGAAAAAUCCCGCAAGAAGGCCAAAAUGCCAUAUAGAUAGGAAGUAUAACUAUAGCAAAGUCUUUUCACUUUUCAUUUUAGUAAUAAGUAGAUUGUGUUCAUCAGACACUCGAUGUAAAUAUGUACCAUAUUUAUGUACAAUAA
Drosophila sulfurigaster albostrigata is the source of this 3192-nucleotide messenger RNA. RefSeq lists its product as uncharacterized. The transcript is spliced from 3 exons. The record is from RefSeq and is a predicted model, not a curated record. Bases 92 to 3088 code for a protein of 998 amino acids. NCBI's taxonomy places the organism in Eukaryota, Metazoa, Arthropoda, Insecta, Diptera, Drosophilidae. Gene Ontology annotation, cellular component: extracellular matrix.